Molecule: messenger RNA, 873 nt
Organism: Mycena indigotica
Lineage: Eukaryota; Fungi; Basidiomycota; Agaricomycetes; Agaricales; Mycenaceae
Exons: 5
Coding region: 1-873 (290 amino acids)
Biological process (GO): fructose 2,6-bisphosphate metabolic process; positive regulation of DNA repair; negative regulation of glycolytic process
Cellular component (GO): cytosol
Molecular function (GO): fructose-2,6-bisphosphate 2-phosphatase activity
Source: RefSeq, a predicted model, not a curated record
AUGUCAGGAACUGCCACUUUCACUUUUAUUCGCCAUGCUGAAUCGACGGACAACGUCAAAUCAGUCUGGGCUGGUUGGUCGGACGCUCCCCUGAGCAAUCAUGGUAUGUGUGGCCCCUCCGAAUUAACAAAACCAGCAAUACCCACACGGUUUAGGCAUGAAUCUGCAAUUUUCCAGCAAGCUCGAGCACUGGUAACGUCUUUAAGCAUGACAACAUUCAAUGCUAUACUGGCGUCGCCUCUCAAACGAGCACAUAUGACCGCUCUGGAACUAGAAAAGUGUCAAACAACAUCGCAGCCACUCCUUAUAUCCCCGCUGUUGAAAGAAAGACACUUCGGUGUUGCCGAGGGCAAGCCAUCUUUUUGGAAGCGGGACUUGAAUCGUUCUCUGGAUGACCAUGUCAGUGAUGGGAUAUAUCCAAGCCUGAACGGUAGGAAUGAGAGGUUCCCUGAGGGAGAAAGCCUGGAUGAUGUACGCAAUCGAGCAAUCCAGGCUUGGGAAAAUAUGCUACUGAACUAUGUUCAUGAGGCUUGCGAGAACCACACGCAUCUGCAUAUCGCUGUUGUGAGCCAUGGACUUUUUAUCAGAGAAGCACUCCAAGCACUCACUCGGUACGACAAUGCUUUGGAUUUGACGACAAUAAACGGCCAGUGGCUUCGAAAUACGGGAUGGGCCCGAGUCGUUCUCCAGGUAAAGGGCAAUGUGGACCAGCAGGAGUGGGCAAAACACUUGCAAGUCGAAUUAACGCAUUUCAACGAGUGCGCGCAUCUGAAUACAAUGAAACGACAAAGGGGCAUUGGCAGUACCGCCUACGAUAGCAGACAGAAAGAUAUUCGCAACUUUUUCACGAAUCGAAAGCCUAAUGAGCAAUGA